AUGACACAACUAUUUGAUUUAAUUAGUUUUCCACCAUUUAAAUUAAAAGAUACUAUUAAUGUUCCAAUAUACCAAGCAUUAACAAGAGUUAUUUGUUCACAAUUUGGAACUGUUUAUCCAUCAAUACAACCCUCACUCAAACUUAUAGAAAAUUUAAGAGACAAACUUGUUAACUCUAAUAACCCUGAGAUAGUUAUCAAAAAUGGAACGGAUUACUAUAAUUAUCUCAACCUUUUAAUUCAUAGAAUUGAUUUAAACUCAAAUACUCUUCAAGUAAACUUUAAGUGGUCAGACACAUUAAAAAGGAUAAUAAUUGUAGUUCUUCAUUAA
Molecule: messenger RNA, 330 nt
Organism: Entamoeba dispar SAW760
Lineage: Eukaryota; Evosea; Mastigamoebida; Endamoebidae
Exons: 1
Coding region: 1-330 (109 amino acids)
Source: RefSeq, a predicted model, not a curated record